AUGUCAUCAGGACCUUCCCAGCAAGGGACAUUCUCACUGUUCCCAAAGGACCGCCCACCAUCCAGGACCCAGAACUCCACGCCAGGCCGGCCGUCAAUAGACUCGACACCUCGAGACUCCCAAUCCAGAGCAGGAAGACGCACACCGCUAGAGCGCAACAUGUCCGUCCGCGACGGCAAGAAGACCUCUGCAACAGCACACACAGGCCCCUCAGUCGGCGCCUCCGAGCCCUAUCCCAUAAUACAACGGCCGGCCGCCGUCGUCACGGCCGAACCUCCCGCCCGGUGUGGCACUGCCUUCUCGGAGGCUCAGACCCUCGUCCGGGCCAACAGCGACCGGUCCAGGAACUCGAUAGCCAAGCCGCCGCUGGACAACCGAGCGACACAGUAUGGAGAGGGUUCAUCUGAGGCCCCAUUGCGGUCCAUCUUCCCAGAAUACAACCCCAACCUCCCGCUCUCCCAGCAAAACUACUAUCCUCCUCAGUCAAGUCCGACCCACCCAGCAAACAUCCCCGCCGGAGCCAUCAGCCGCCGCCUAUACUCGCCCACAUCCGAGGAAAGGCCCGAGAAUCCAGAGGACACCACCAGCCCCCUGCGGAGCCCCAUGAGCGCCAACAGCUCCCGGACCCACCAGCAGACGGCCACCCGCAAGUGGCCGCCGCCGCGGGUGAACGUCGCCAACGGGUGGAAGGCGCCGGCGUCCGAGGGCCGCGUGUACACCUUCACGGUGUCGAGCGAGCGGGACACGCCCAUCUACACGCUGGCGUCCAAGUCGUCGCAGCCCUUCUACCGGCUCAAGCUGGACCCGACGUCGGCGUCGGCGUACGUCUCGCUGUCGCGCUUCGACCCGAGCAAGCCGUACAAGCCGCCCGUGCCGCCCAAGGACGGCGGCUCCUCAGGCAGCCCCAGGGGCGGCAGCAGCGAGAGCGUCGGCGGCGAGCCGUCCACCAAGGGCUGGCAGGAGGUGCUGAGCACGACGCUGGAGGAGGCGGCGCGGCACCACGCGCCGCACGACGGGCUGGUGGCGCUGCUGUACCCGCUGCCCGCGGCGAAGCUGGCGGUGGACAGCCGGUACACGAACCCGGCGGCGUUCGCGACGGCGGAGCGCGAGUGCGCGCGGCUGGUGUGGGACGACGACAGCGGGAACCACUUCCUGGUGCACCCGGCGCUGGCGAUGCCCUUCUGCGUGACGGUGGAGCGGAACCCGGCGUGGAGCCGCACCGAGUACACGCUCGAGCACGUCGAGAGCCCGCAGCACCUGGCGCGGCUGACGCGCGACGGCACGGGGACGGGAUGGCUCGAGGUCGACACGGGCAUCGCCGCCAAGAUCGACGCCGUGUACCUGGUCGACGUCGCCGUCGCGGCGCUCAUGCUCGUCGCGCACGCCGACGGCGAGUUCAGCCGCGUCGAGGUCUUCGACCCGCCGCCGCCGUCGCUGCGCAGCGAGAGCAGGCAGGGCCAGGGGGAGCAGGGCCAGCAGGGCGGGAGGGCCAGCCGCCUCAGCCGCAUGACCCCGCGCGUCAACAGCGGGGACAAGAAGGAGAAGAAGUCCGGCAGGGCGCGCAUGGAGGAGUUCGAGCUGGACCUCGAGAGCCAGACGAGCGACCUGAAGAAGCACUCCAAGAGGAGGAGCAAGGACGAGGACAAGAUGCCCGGCUGCGCGAGGGCCAUCAUCUCGCUGCUGGGGGUCAUCUUCAAGUGCCUCAUCUGGUGCGCGACGGUCCUGUUCAAGGCGCUGACGGGUUGUAUAUCGUUGUUCGCGAGGUGUAUAACUUCCGAGAAGUUGUAG
This is a messenger RNA of Diaporthe citri, 1788 nucleotides long. RefSeq lists its product as uncharacterized. The transcript is spliced from 3 exons. Lineage: Eukaryota; Fungi; Ascomycota; Sordariomycetes; Diaporthales; Diaporthaceae. The record is from RefSeq and is a predicted model, not a curated record. The coding region runs from base 1 to 1788 and encodes 595 amino acids.